This is a messenger RNA of Vicia villosa (hairy vetch), 5750 nucleotides long. RefSeq lists its product as uncharacterized. Gene Ontology annotation, biological process: telomere maintenance; DNA repair. The record is from RefSeq and is a predicted model, not a curated record. NCBI's taxonomy places the organism in Eukaryota, Viridiplantae, Streptophyta, Magnoliopsida, Fabales, Fabaceae. The transcript is spliced from 9 exons. Gene Ontology annotation, molecular function: DNA helicase activity. The coding region runs from base 491 to 5482 and encodes 1663 amino acids.
GGUGACUGCAUGCAAGCAAUUUUAGUUCUCAUAUUGUAGACAGGUGUAAGUAACGAGAGUUUUUGGAGAAUCUCUGCAUUGAGCAUAACUACAAGAGAAUCAUUGAUUGAAAGCAUUCCAACAUGUGUGAGAAUCUUUCUGUGAAAGUCCCUAUGUAUAGGGGUAUCACGGAGCAACAGUGUGCAUCAAUAAAGUUCAUACUUUUCAUUAUGCCUGAGAAUCUUAUUUAUCAUGGCUUCAAAAUUCGUGCCUUUAAAAGUUGAACUUUAUUUAGCUUUUAAAAAGACAAGUUUGUUUCUGUAUCAGAGAGCAUAUCACUAAUUGCAACAAAUGUGUGUUUCCCAAACAACUUAUUCAGAAUCUACUGUAUGAACACAGAUAUGUUGAGGAGAUAGAUAUUACAAAAAAUCACAAGUCUAUAACACUUACCUUUCAUAAAUCAGUUCAUCAUCCAACUGCUUAUUAGUUUUGCACACGAUUUCUCCUAGCAAUGGAUCCGUAUCAAAACAUGAACAAAAAAACUAAUGCAGCAAAAGCGCGAUUGAGAAGAAAGAUAUUCCUGCAAGAAAGGAGAGCAAAGAAACACAAGACAGUGCAUCAAAAAGAGGCCCAGCCAAGGUUAUUAUUUCAAAGUACUUCACAGUCUGAAAUAGCUUCUCAAAUGUUGAAUCAGCAGAAUCAGCUCAAUCAGAAUUAUAAUAGGAGCAUCAACAGAUGCAACACUAAUUUUCAAAUGUAUACUCAGCGUAAUACUAUCCUAGAACCAUAUCCGAGGGAAAAAACUGUGGCUGGUAUUGACUCCUUGCGUGUCAAUCUAACGAGCAAGUUUGUAAAUAUCAAUACAAAUGUAGCUUCGUCUUCGUCAAACCCGAAGUUGCCAACUGUCACAAGAUGGAAUACAUCAAGUGCAGAUAGAUAUGUGCAAAACACUAAUUUUCAAAUGCAUACUCAGCGAAAUACUAGCCUAGAACCAUAUCAGAGGGAAAAAACUGUGGCUGGUAUAGAUUCCUUGCGUGUCAAUCUAAUGAGCAAGUUUGUAAAUAUCAAUACAAAUGUUGCUUCGUCUUCAUCAAACCUGAAGUUGCCAACUGCCACAGGUUGUAUUACAUCAAGUGCAGAUAGAUAUGUGCAGGAGAAAAGUGUCUAUGAUUCCUCAGAAGACUCUUCAGGUUCAAGUGAUGAUGAUAGCAACUCAAGUCUUGACGAAGAAGAAACGCAUGCAAGUUACAAAUCUAAGGGUUAUGGCAUUCUUACUGAAGGUUAUUAUGAUGUUGGUGAUCCCCUAAUUGAAUGCGAGUAUUGUGGAGCAAAAAUGUGGUACCAAGAGAGAAUGAAUAAACAUAAACAUGCUGCAAGUCCUAAGUACCAACUAUGUUGUGGAAACGGAAAGGUUCAACUUCCUCUCUUGAAAUCACCACCUCCAUUUCUUCAACAUCUUCUAUUUGAUCGUGAUUCAUCGGUGAGCAAGAACUUUCAACAGCACAUCAGAGUUUAUAACAUGAUGUUCGCAUUCACUUCACAAGGAGCAAAGCUGGAUAACAAAUUUCAAAGUAGUAGAGGGCCACCAACAAUCAGAAUACAAGGUCAAUCAUGCCAUAGAAUAGGAAGUUUAUUGCCUGUGCCAGGACAAUCACCGAAAUUUGCACAGCUUUACAUUUAUGAUACAGAAAAUGAAACACAAAAUAGACUUCAAGGGGUAAGGAACAAUAACAACAUUGACCCAGAUACUGUUUGCAAAUUGUCUGAAAUGCUUUAUCAACAUAAUACACAUACAAAGUCUUUUCGGAUGGUAAGAGAAAGAUUGAAUCAAGGUAAUGUUAACAAUUUGAAGCUAAGGCUGAUUUCUGAGAGGAUUACUGAUGGUAGAAUAUACAAUCAACCCGAUGUGUCUGAGGUAGCUGCUCUUAUUGUUGGUGAUGUUGGUACUGCUUCAAAAAGAGAUAUAAUAAUGGAGACUCAAUGUGGUAAACUUCAAAGAAUAGAUGAAUUUCAUGCAAGCUAUUUGGCCUACCAAUAUCCCUUAAUAUUUCCAUAUGGCGAGGAUGGCUACCGACGUGGCGUAGCUCAUAGAGAUAGAGGAAAUUCUAAGAGCAGAAAAAGGAAUUUGGUGACUAUAAGAGAAUGGUUGGCUUUUAGAAUUCAAUCCAGAACAGAGGAAGCACAAACUUUAUUAUGUUCAAGAAGACUAUACCAACAAUUUUUAGUUGAUGGAUUCAUUAUGAUGGAGUCUGAAAGACUUAUUUGGCUCAGGAAAAAUCAGUCCAAGCUACGAGUUUCUAAAUAUCGUAGUCUUAGUGAAUCUGAUCACCGAAUCCAAACUCAAGGGUCAAACAAAGGAAAAAGAGUAAUAUUACCUGUAACACAUGUGGGAAGCCGUAGAUACAUGAAUCAGUUAUAUUUUGAUGGAAUGGCAAUUUGUAGCUAUGCUGGUUUUCCAGAUCUUUUUAUUACAUUUACCUGCAAUCCCAACUGGCCAGAAAUACAAAGAGUGCUAGGAUCAAUAAAUUUGAAAGCACAUGAUCGUCCUGAUAUAAUAUCAAGGAUAUUUAAAAUGAAAUUGGACGAGCUCAUUUCAGAUUUGACCAAGAAAAAUGUGUUUGGGAAAGUUCUUGCACAUAUAUACACCAUUGAAUUUCAAAAGAGGGGAUUACCACAUGCGCACAUAGUAAUAUUUUUACAUCCUUCUAAUAAAUACCCUACCCCGGAUGAUAUUGACAAAAUCAUUUCAGCAGAGAUACCGAAUCAGGAACAUGAGAAAGAGUUAUAUAAUUUGGUUAAAAAUUACAUGAUUCAUGGUCCAUGUGGUUUAUCUCACAAAUCAUUACCUUGCAUGAAAGAUGGAAAAUGCUCAAAAUAUUAUCCUAAGAAGUUUCAGAACUCAACAAUUGUUGACAAAUAUGGUUAUCCAGUCUAUAGACGAAGAGACGAUGGUAACACAAUUGUCAAGAAUGAAGUUUCAUUCACUAACAAAAAUGUUGUACCAUACAAUCCUAUGUUGCUAAUGAAGUACCAAGCACAUAUAAACAUAGAAUGGUGUAACCAAAACACAUCAAUACAGUACUUAUUCAAGCACAUAAGUAAAGGUUAUGACAGAGCAACAGCUGUUAUUGAUCCGUCACAAGGCAUAGGUUCAACCCAACGUGGUAACAUUGAUGAGAUCAAACAGUAUAUUGAUUGUAGGUAUGUGACACCCGCCGAAGCAUGUUGGAGAAUUUUUUCAUUUCCAAUACAUGGUCGAAAACCAGCAGUUGAAAGGUUGUUUUUUCAUAUUCCAGGAGAGCAAUUGGUCUACUUUAACGAUUAUGAGCAUAUUGAUGAUGUCUUGUUGAAGCCAAGUAUCAUUGAAUCGAUGUUUACAUCUUGGAUGCAAGCAAACACGAUUUAUCCUCAAGCCAAAAAUUUGACUUAUGUUCAGUUUGUUUCUAAAUUUGUAUAUGACAAGAGGAAAAGGUCAUGGAAACCGCGAACGAGAGGUUGUACUAUUGGGAGGUUAAUGUGGGUUCCUCCGAGUACUGGCGAGCUUUUUUAUUUGAGAAUGAUGCUUACUGUUGUUAAAGGACCUGGAAGCUAUGAAGAUAUUAAAACUGUUAAUCAUAUCCAAUAUGAGACAUUUGGAGAAGCAUGUUUUGCGAUGGGUUUUCUUGAAGAUGAGAUAAAAAAUAUAGAGACCAUAAAAGAGGCAAAUGGAUGGGGUUCUGGAAAGUACUUAAGGAAAUUAUUUAUUACUAUGCUCUUGUCAAAUACCAUUAAUAGACCAGACUGUGUGUGGAAUAAAACUUCGAAAUUGUUGUCUGAUGGGAUACUUGAUGAUCAAAGGAAAUUGGCUGCCAAUCAAGACUUGCAACUUACUUAUGAAGAAAUACAGAAUUUAUCUCUAAUUGAGAUUGAGGAACAUCUGCAAACAAGUCAAAGAAGUCUGAAAGAAUUUCCGUCAAUGCCAUAUCCAAAAAAUUAUGUCACGAGUCAAAUAGAAAAUAGACUAAUAUAUGAAGAACGUGACUAUGAUCAAGAUGUUCAACAACAACAAUUCCAACAACUGUUCGGUUCUCUAACAGAUGAACAAAGAGGAAUAUUUGAAACAAUUAUGCAAGCAGUAAACAACCAAAAGGGAGGGGUAUUUUUCUUGUACGGUUAUGGUGGAACUGGAAAAACUUUCAUGUGGAAAACUUUGGCAUCAGCCAUACGUUCUCAACGUCAAAUUGUAUUGACUGUGGCAUCAAGUGGAAUAGCAUCACUCCUAUUACCAGGAGGAAGUACUGCACAUUCAAAGUUUAAAAUUCCUAUUCCUACACUUGAUGACUCGACUUGCAACAUAGAAAAAGGAAGUGAAAUUGCAGAGUUGCUAAAACUAACAAAGCUCAUAAUAUGGGAUGAAGCUCCAAUGGCUCAUAAAUUUUGUUUUGAGGCAUUGGACAAAACUCUUAAAGACAUAAUGAGUUUAAGCACUUCAAUAUUUGGAGGAAAAGUAGUAGUUUUUGGCGGAGACUUUAGGCAAAUUCUACCCGUCGUUCCAAGUGGAAGUCGUUCUGACAUCGUCCAUGCAACAAUUAAUGCAUCAUAUAUUUGGGAUCAUUGUCAAGUGUUAACUCUAACAAAAAAUAUGCGUUUGCAAGCUGGGUCACAAAGUUCCGAUACUGCAGAACUCAAUGAAUUCUUACAAUGGAUGUUAAAAAUAGGCGAUGGGAAGAUUUCUGAGCCAAAUGAUGGUUAUGCUGAGAUAGAUAUUCCAAGUGAUUUAUUGAUUACCAAUUUUGACAAUCCUAUUGAAGCAAUUGUGAAAAGCACAUAUCCAAAUUUAAUGGAAAAUCAUAAGAAAGAAGAUUUUUUGCAUUCUAGGGCCAUUUUAGCAUCAAAAAUUGAUGUUGUCGAUGAAAUAAAUGAAUAUGUCCUACAACUGACUCCAGGUGAGGAAAUGGAGUAUUUAAGUUCAAAUUCUAUAGAUCGGUCAGAAGCUAAUAUGAGUGAAGCAUUUGAAAAACUUACCCCAGAGUUUUUGAGCUCACUAACAACAUCAGGUCUUCCUAACCAUAAAAUCAAACUCAAAAUUGGUACUCCGAUAAUGCUUUUAAGAAAUUUAGACCAAAAGGAAGGGUUGUGUAAUGGAACUAGAUUAAUUGUCUCAAGGAUGGAAAAUCACGUGCUCGAAGCAAAGAUCAUUUCUGGAAAGAAUAUUGGAAGCAUGAUCUACAUUCCACAAAUGUCUCUCUCUCCGUCUCAAUCACCAUGGCCAUUCAAGCUUAUUAGAAGACAAUUCCCUAUAAUCAUCUCAUAUGCUAUGACUAUUAAUAAAUCACAAGGUCAAUCACUCGACUACGUCGGGUUGUACUUGCCUAGAUCGGUGUUUAGCCAUGGCCAACUAUAUGCGGCGAUUUCCAGAGUUAGGAGCAAGCAGGGUCUCAAGAUCUUAAUACAUGAUGAUGAAAGGCAGCCGCUCAACAUUACCACCAACGUUGUUUUUAAAGAGGUCUUUCAAAAUCUUUAAUUAAUUCUUAAACCGGUGUACCACAAGAGCCAGCGCGAGAUGAACAAGAGGACAAAUUGGGGGAUAGUACUAUCGCAAGGAGGAUUAAUGCAUGCAUUUUGUUCUGUAGUGUUGGCCAAUCCUAAUUUAUGUAGUGCUGAUAUAACCUGCAUCUCUUUAAAUUCUAAACUGAAUAUAUAUUUUAGUGUCGGCUUGAAGUGUUGAUGUAACCUAUGUUUAUGUAAAUGAUGACUAUAUAUUUUAUAACGUGGCUUUCUUUGGAAAAAUA